CUCGCUCCGACGCGUCAGCCUCGGCUCCCGUGCGCCAUGUCUGGGUCCUCCAGCGUCUCGGCGAUGAAGAAGGUGGUUCAGCAGCUCCGGAUGGAGGCCGGGCUCAACCACGUGAAGGUUUCUCAGGCAGCUGCAGACUUGAAACAAUUCUGUCUGCAGAAUGCUCAACAUGAUCCACUGCUGACUGGAGUGUCUUCAAGUACAAAUCCCUUCAGACCCCAGAAAGUCUGCUCCUUUUCGUAGUCUAGUAAAUCUUUCAAAGGAUCUCCAGACUAUUUCCUAUGAACCAGUGAAUAUUCAAGAGAGAGAAAGUUGAAGCCUGUACAGAACCUUCUCUGUAACACACGUGCCAUAAAAUACCAACUUCUACUUAAUGUCAGUCCUUAACAUCUACCUCUCUGAAUUUUCAUGAAUUUCUAUUUCACAAAGUUAACUGUUUUAUAUACACUGGCAAUGGCAUACAAUAAAAUACUUAAUGUAAAGGUU
Molecule: messenger RNA, 486 nt
Organism: Dipodomys ordii (Ord's kangaroo rat)
Lineage: Eukaryota; Metazoa; Chordata; Mammalia; Rodentia; Heteromyidae
Product: guanine nucleotide-binding protein G(I)/G(S)/G(O) subunit gamma-5
Exons: 1
Coding region: 37-243 (68 amino acids)
Biological process (GO): G protein-coupled receptor signaling pathway
Cellular component (GO): heterotrimeric G-protein complex
Molecular function (GO): G-protein beta-subunit binding
Source: RefSeq, a predicted model, not a curated record